This is a messenger RNA of Ilex paraguariensis (yerba mate), 414 nucleotides long. The record is from the annotation of a GenBank genome assembly. Lineage: Eukaryota; Viridiplantae; Streptophyta; Magnoliopsida; Aquifoliales; Aquifoliaceae.
AUGACUCAAUACGUAUACUUUGUGCCUCCAGAUGAAGGAGGUCCAUCGUCAGAUGAAGAAUUUAGUGGAGGAGAGACAGCAGUAACCGAGGCACAAAUGAAGAGUGAAGACCGAGAACUUAAGGAUAGGCUUUUGCAUAAAUUUGGUAGUCACAUUGGUACCUUGAAGCUGGAAUUCUCAAAGAAGAAAAAGAAAGGAAAGCUACCGAAGGAGGCAAGACAAACACUACUUGAAUGGUGGAAUUUGCACUAUAAAUGGCCUUACCCAACUGAAGCUGAUAAAAUAUCACUGGCUGAAUCAACGGGCCUAGAUCAGAAGCAAAUUAACAAUUGGUUUAUCAAUCAACGGAAGCGCCACUGGACACCAUCGGAAAACAUGCAAUUAGCUGUUAUGGAUGGCCUUCUUUUUGGCUGA